UUUUUGUUUGUUUGUUUGUUUUUUUUAGAUAUUUAACAAAUAUGUAAUCAUACUAAUAUAUGUAUUUAAUUAAAUGUUGUCAUAGAUUCGGAGAAUGUUUAGCACAGAAAAGCCUUUUCAAUGAUGUCAUAAAAAUAACUACAACUCCCAUAAAGCCCUUUGAUAAGGAAGCGUACAAACGUGUUCAACUGAAAUAGGAGUUUGAACUGAAGAAGAAGACCUCUUCUAAAACAUAUAACCGCUCCUGUUUUUGCAAAUAUGCACCGAUCGCUAAACAAGUGACACGCUUUACACCAGCUUCUUGUCAGCAGUAAACCACCAUGGGGACAGUUUUUGCCAUUGUUCUUGUUUUUGUCGGAUGCUGUAGCAAUGUGGUGUUCCUGGAGCUUCUUGUAAGAGAGUUCCCGGGAUGCGGCAACCUCGUCACCUUUGCUCAGUUUGCAUUCAUCGCAUUAGAAGGCUUCAUCUUUGAAACAGACUUUGGGAGGAAAAAACCUGCAAUUCCUAUCAGAAACUAUGUGAUCAUGGUGGCGAUGUUCUUCACAGUCAGUGUGAUCAACAAUUACAGUCUCCACUUCAACAUCGCCAUGCCACUACACAUGAUCUUCAGAUCAGGAUCGCUAAUUGCUAACAUGAUCCUGGGAAUAAUAAUCCUGAAGAAAAGGUAUCCAGCCAGUAAAUAUCUGGCUAUAGCUUUAGUUUCAGUUGGCAUCUUCAUAUGCACCAUCAUGUCUGCCAAGCAAUUGAAUGUGGCAAAUGAGGGAUCAGAAGAGCAAGGUUUUUAUGCCAUCAUGCACUGGCUUAUAGGCAUUGCCAUGCUGACCUUUGCUCUGCUGAUGUCUGCAAGGAUGGGCAUUUUCCAGGAGACGCUGUACAAGCAGUAUGGAAAACACUCCAAAGAGGCUCUGUUCUAUAAUCACUGCCUGCCUCUGCCAGGCUUCCUGCUUCUCUACACAAACAUCUACAACUACUGUGUUUACUUCAGUCAGAGCGCUCCUGUAGUCAUUCCUGUGGUUGGAGUGACCAUGCCCAUAAUGUGGCUCUACCUUCUCAUCAACGUCAUCACACAGUAUGUGUGCAUCCGUGGUGUUUUCAUUCUGACCACAGAGUGCACCUCGCUGACUGUUACUCUAGUGGUGACACUGAGAAAGUUCUUCAGCCUCAUCUUCUCCAUCAUUUAUUUCCAAAACCCAUUCACUGCCUGGCACUGGGUGGGCACAGCUGUGGUCUUCCUCGGUACUCUGCUGUACACAGAGGUGUGGAGCAGCAUCCGCAUGGUUCUGCAUGGACCCGAUGCUAAGAAGAAGAAGGCCGAGUGAAGAGGGAGGGACUGGAAAAACAAGCAGUGUUGGACUUGGAGAUUGUUUUUGGUCAAACUAUUCUCCAGCGAUUUUAUAGUUACAUCAUUUUGUUUUCAUACUUGAUCACGCAUCACAGACAUGGAUGGAUUAUUGAGCGGACCUACCAGGCACAGGCCCAGCGGCCCCCAAGACCAGAGAACUGUGACACGAGUGUUGGCCUUUCUAUUGGAAAACCAGUCAAAUUUCUACAAAAUUACUACAAAAGGCCACAAAAAGAGAAAAAAAGAUGCAAAACAGCUGGAAAAACAAAACACCAUGGACACCAAAUGGCUAAAAAUACAGAAAUUGACCCCAAGACAGCAAAAAUAUACAAAACAACAAAGAGACAACCACAGAAAGAUGUAAAACAAUAGACACAAGAAAAAAAAUAGGUGCAAAAUGGCUCAAAACAGACGCAGAAAAACCACAAGAAGACAAACUGAAUCACAGGGUUGCUCACACUGUCUGUUGUGGUUCUAGAAAUGGAGGAGGGGUGAGGGCCCUGUACAUAUCUGUGCCCAGGGACCCGUUGUCUCAUAAUCCGUCCAUGGUCACAUAGUAAACCCUUCACACACUGACAGAAACAGGUUAACGGCUAAUGCUGGUGAUGAUCUUCUAGAUUUUUGUUAUGUUCAGCAAAUCCCAGGAAAAGACCAAAACCAACAGUGCGGUAGAAAAGUGAAAGUACCAAGAAGACGACUAAGCUCUCAGUCCAAAAUCCCAUUGGUUCAAACAGCUAAAACAGCUAUUACAUUAACAAUGGCUCAUAUGGCUAGUUGUUACUGGAAGGUAGCCCCUUGUUGAGAUGAACCUACAGAGCAUUAUCUCCCAACUCUGCAGUUCACUGGAGCAUUUUAUCAUCUUUUUAAGUCAGUGUUUUAGUUUUACCACAGCUUUACAGUUUUUGAUUCCCACCACUCUCAUCAGUGUCGUUUUAUGCUACAUCAGACAGCUGUUUUCAAUUUAAAAAAAAAAAAAA
Molecule: messenger RNA, 2319 nt
Organism: Monopterus albus (swamp eel)
Lineage: Eukaryota; Metazoa; Chordata; Actinopteri; Synbranchiformes; Synbranchidae
Gene: slc35b4
Product: solute carrier family 35 member B4
Exons: 10
Coding region: 321-1319 (332 amino acids)
Biological process (GO): UDP-N-acetylglucosamine transmembrane transport
Cellular component (GO): endoplasmic reticulum membrane; Golgi membrane
Molecular function (GO): UDP-xylose transmembrane transporter activity; UDP-N-acetylglucosamine transmembrane transporter activity
Source: RefSeq, a predicted model, not a curated record